Molecule: messenger RNA, 2014 nt
Organism: Manihot esculenta (cassava)
Lineage: Eukaryota; Viridiplantae; Streptophyta; Magnoliopsida; Malpighiales; Euphorbiaceae
Product: WAT1-related protein At3g02690, chloroplastic
Exons: 7
Coding region: 110-1417 (435 amino acids)
Cellular component (GO): chloroplast; membrane
Source: RefSeq, a predicted model, not a curated record
GUUACCGGCAUUCUUAUGGCUGAUACAGCACGUCGCGGCUUCACCCUGCUCCCUGCACUCUACUGCGCUGAGCCAACAUAGCAGAAAGGGCAGAAGAAGAGAGGUGGCCAUGAAGCUACUCUCUCCUUCAAGGUUCUGCAAUUCCUUUCCUUCUCCACUACCUCAUAAUCUUUCCGUCAAAUUCAGCUCCAUCUCUUUCUCCUCAUUUCAAUUCUCUCCUCCGCCAUGUAUUUCUCAUUCCAUAUCUUCUCAUACUCGUAAUCAUAGUUAUAAUGCAAGAAUCAGAAGAAGAAGAAACAUUUUCAUUGGAAGCUGCACCACUAGUAGUAAAAACGUGGAAUUGGAAUCAAAAUCAUCCGAUUCUAACGGUGAUUCCUCGUCAACGCCGGAUUUUGAUUGCGUGGGGACAGGCCUAGAUGUGGAGUGCCUUGUCUCUUCUUCUCCCUCCUCCGAAACCAAUGGGACAAUGUUCGUGGUGGAAGGAGGAGGAGGAGGAGACGAAUCGAAAAGUGAUUUAUUGGAAAUGAUGGUGGAGACGGGAGUUUUGGUGUCGCCGUUCUUCUUUUGGGGCACGGCUAUGGUGGCUAUGAAGGAGGUAUUGCCUUUGGUUGGUCCCUUCUUUGUGGCUGCUUUUCGGCUUAUUCCUGCUGGCUUACUUUUGGUUGCAUUUGCUGCGUCCAAAGGUAGGCCUCUGCCUUCUGGAUUCACUGCUUGGCUCUCCAUCGCUCUCUUCGGCCUUGUUGAUGCCGCUUGUUUCCAGGGAUUUCUUGCUGAGGGAUUGCAGAGGACAUCUGCGGGUCUAGGCAGUGUUAUAAUUGACUCACAACCUCUGACAGUGGCUGUACUUGCAGCCUUGUUAUUUGGUGAAUCCAUUGGGUUGGUUGGAGUGGCAGGCCUUGUACUUGGUGUAAUAGGACUUAUACUUCUUGAGUUACCUGCUCUUGCUAUUGAUGAGAGUAAUUUUUCUUUGUGGGGAAGUGGAGAAUGGUGGAUGCUUCUUGCAGCUCAAAGCAUGGCAGUAGGCACAGUCAUGGUCCGCUGGGUUACUAAGUACUCUGAUCCUGUUAUGGCAACUGGAUGGCAUAUGGUUAUUGGUGGUAUCCCUCUUGUGGUGAUCUCAAUUCUCAAUCAUGAUCCUGCCUUCAGUGGGAGCCUUAAGGAACUGACAGGAAGUGAUAUAUUGGCACUUCUUUAUACCUCUAUUUUUGGAAGUGCUAUUAGUUAUGGGGUAUACUUCUACAGUGCAACAAAAGGUAGCCUAACAAAGCUCAGUUCUCUCACUUUUUUAACCCCGAUGUUUGCUUCAAUUUUUGGGUUUCUAUAUCUUGGUGAGACCUUCUCACCUUCGCAACUGGUUGGCGCUAUUGUUACUUUGAUUGCAAUCUACAUGGUCAAUUAUCGUGACAGUACUGAAUGAAAUAUUUUGCCAAUGUAUAACAUGAAAGGGUAGAAAGUACUGAUAGUCAGGCUUGCCUCAUGAUUCUCAAGACACAGACAUGUUUGUAGCAUGUAUUUACAAUCAAGGUGAUUACAAGAGAUCGAAGUAUGUGUCCUAUUGGCUUCCUAGAAAUGCCAUGAAUAGGAGUUGAUUCUAAGUGACAGCUAUUAUGUCAAGUGUCAACUGGGCUGCUCCUUGAUUGCAUGAAACUUUCUCAGUUCGAGACCGGCUCGCGACAUCGCUUGUUCUCAGGUUGAAUUCAGUUUUUUCUAGUCCACCUCUAAGCAGAGAAGCACAUAGAAUUAAUCUUAUUUCUAUGUCACAUGUAUAUAGGUGAAUUCUAAUAUAACAUAGUUUUGUCAAAGUAAACUAUACUGAUUAAAUAGCCCCCCUGGAUGAUUAAAGAUGAGCCCACUGUGGUGGAGAAAGCAUAGUAACGAACUCAGGUCACCCAUGCACUUGCACUAGGCCUUAUCUGUAUAGUUUAAUAUUUCUUCUUUUGUCAGAAAUUUGUAAUAUAGCAAAAUCUUUGGAAUACCAUUUGUUUCAAGUAAUGGGAUCAAAAUUUCUGGUUGA